Dentiscutata erythropus is the source of this 149-nucleotide messenger RNA. NCBI's taxonomy places the organism in Eukaryota, Fungi, Glomeromycota, Glomeromycetes, Diversisporales, Gigasporaceae. The record is from the annotation of a GenBank genome assembly.
UGUCUUCUGGAUACGGUAUAGCGGGCGGUCGUGGUAGGUGUUUCGUUUUUUGGCAAGAGUUCCGAAAAUGUUACGCUAUGGCGGACCGCCCUGAGGAAUGCGCAUUACAAUUAGAUGAUUAUUUUGAAUGUUUGCAUCAUACCAAAGAG